AUGGUUCAACAUGCAGAACGCAGCUAUCCACUCUCUCUUUACCCAGGACCAAGAGACAAUGCUUCGGCUAGUAACUACUCUGGAGAUGAGAAUGUCCAGUUUUUGGGAGAGAAUGAACAGGAUAAUUCCUCGUACCCUACUAGAAGGCCGCCAUCUUACCACUCCGCAGCCAGUCCUCCAUCAACUGAAGUUUCCCGAGGAUAUAGCCUGGUCGAGAGAUACGCACAAGAUAACAGUGGAAACCCGUUUGCAGAUGACACAGACGAGACUAGCCGAGGACUUGAUGGAGGUCCAACGAUAGUACCUGCUGAUAUACAAGAAGCCACAUCAUCAGGAUGGCAACAUCGUCAAGAACGUGGCGCUAGUCGGCUGCGACGAUACCCUACACGCAAAAUCAAUUUGAUCCAAGGCACAGUCCUGAGUGUGGACUAUCCGGUUCCUAGCGCGAUUCGAAACGCAAUCGAGCCAAAAUACUUGAAUGACUCUAGCAGCCCGCCUGAAGAGUUUACCCACUUACGAUACACUGCGGCAACUUGCGAUCCGGAUGAAUUCAAUCUUCGUAAUGGCUAUAACCUCCGUGCAGCGAUGUACAACCGAUAUACGGAGCUAUUGAUAGCCAUUACUUACUACAACGAGGAUAAAGUACUCACUGCUCGCACACUCCACGGAGUAAUGCAAAACGUCCGCGACAUAGUCCAGUUGAAAAAGACUGAGUUUUGGAAUAAAGGAGGACCUGCGUGGCAAAAGAUCGUGGUGUGCUUGGUCUUCGACGGUAUUGGCCCAUGUGAUAAAGACACAUUGGAUGUGUUGGCUACUGUUGGUAUCUACCAAGAUGGAAUCAUGAAACGGGACGUUGAUGGCCGUGAGACUGUUGCUCAUAUUUUUGAAUAUACAACUCAGCUUUCUGUCACUCCAGCACAGGAGCUUAUCCGCCCAAGGCCCGGAGACGAAUCAGCAAAGAAUCUCCCGCCAGUCCAGAUGAUAUUUUGUCUGAAACAGCAGAAUAGCAAAAAGAUCAAUUCCCAUCGCUGGCUAUUUAAUGCGUUCGGUCGGAUCUUGAAUCCAGAGGUUUGUAUUCUUAUUGAUGCAGGAACUAAGCCAGGUCCCAAGUCUUUGCUUUAUCUGUGGGAGGCAUUCUACAAUGACAGAAAUCUAGGGGGUGCUUGUGGAGAGAUACAUGCCCUCUUAGGACGACGCUGGGAGAAGCUCCUAAACCCUAUUGUGGCCGCACAAAACUUCGAAUACAAAAUCUCCAAUAUUCUAGAUAAGCCACUAGAGAGUGUCUUUGGCUACGUGAGCGUCCUUCCGGGGGCCUUUUCAGCGUACCGAUAUCGGGCCAUCAUGGGCCGCCCCCUGGAGCAAUACUUUCACGGUGACCAUACUUUAUCGGCAAGGCUAGGUCCGAAGGGUAUUGAAGGGAUGAACAUAUUCAAGAAAAACAUGUUCCUUGCAGAGGACCGGAUUCUUUGCUUCGAACUUGUAGCAAAGGCCGGGUUCAAAUGGCAUUUGACCUAUGUGAAGGCUUCAAAGGGUGAGACGGAUGUCCCUGAAGCACCCGCUGAAUUUCUUGGACAAAGACGACGAUGGCUCAAUGGGUCAUUUGCGGCCGGUCUUUAUUCCAUCGUGCAUUUCACUCGAAUCUACAAAAGUGGCCACAAUCUCCUUCGGUUGGCCUGGCUGCAUGUACAACUCAUCUACAAUCUUCUCCAGCUAGUCAUGACUUGGUUCUCUCUCGGUAAGCUGCUGUCAUACCUCCAAAUUGCGAGCCUGAAGCUGAUGAAAUUGGAAGCAUCUUACUGGCUAACGACCUCGGUGAUUAUGGACAUCGUGGGAGUUCCCAGUUCAACAAACAAAAAUCACGGCUGGCCGUUCGGGAAUGAGGCAACCCCGAUUGUUAACAAUGUCAUCAAGACAACAUAUGUAAUCUUCCUCAUCCAGCAAUAUGUACUGGCACUGGGUAAUCGACCAAAAGGAUCCAAAUUCGCUUAUUUGUUGGCCCUUGUGUAUUUCGCUAUCGUUCAGUCCUAUAUUCUUGUUCUUUCAUUCUAUUUGGUUGCACAAGCGUUCUCGGGUGGAGGGGGCCUGGGCCUAGAUACCGAUAAUGGUUUCGGCGGCUUUUUGUCUUCUCUAUUCACUUCGACAAGCGGCUUGGUUUUGAUUGCCUUAGUUUCCACAUACGGCAUUUAUGUCCUUGCCAGCAUUCUAUAUGCUGACCCAUGGCAUAUGGUCACCUCCUCUUGGGCCUACUUCCUCGGGAUGCCCUCUUCGAUCAACGUGUUGAUGGUGUACGCUUUCUGCAAUUGGCACGAUGUAUCAUGGGGAACCAAAGGCUCCGACCAAGUAUCUGCGCUCCCCUCAGCACAGACUCACACCGCAUCUGAUACCGAAUCUACGAAUUUUGUCGAGGAGGCCGAUCAACCGCAAGCAGACAUCGAUACUGAAUUUGAACUCACCGUCAAGCGAGCGUUGACUCCAUUUAAUCCGGCAGUAGAGGAAGAAAAGCCAGACUUGAGUGAUUCUUACAAGACCUUCCGCACUAACUUAGUGUUGUUGUGGAGUCUUUCAAAUGCUCUGUUGGUGAUUUUGAUCAAUAAUGCUUCCGUGACAAAUCUAUGUCUGACGGUGAUUAACUCCUUUCUUUUCUUUUAA
This is a messenger RNA of Penicillium manginii, 2649 nucleotides long. RefSeq names its product chitin synthase. Bases 1 to 2649 code for a protein of 882 amino acids. The record is from RefSeq and is a predicted model, not a curated record. Gene Ontology annotation, molecular function: chitin synthase activity. NCBI's taxonomy places the organism in Eukaryota, Fungi, Ascomycota, Eurotiomycetes, Eurotiales, Aspergillaceae. Gene Ontology annotation, cellular component: cell periphery; cell septum. The transcript has 6 exons.